AUGUUCGUACAAAAGAAAAAACUGGUCGAACAUGUGCUGGCAAUGAGGGCUAACGGUGGCAGUGGCAGCGAAGAUGAAGAGGAAGAGGAGGACGAGGGAGACAUUUUGCAGCGACGACGGGAAGAAUGCGAACGCAAGGCCCGUCGUGGGGAGAUGGACCCCCGACUGGAGUUCACAUUCCAGCUGCUGAUAGACGCCACUCAGCUGCCCAGGCAUCAGCUCAUGGACUACAUAUUCGAAGGGGAUAUGCUCGAUGAGAUCAAUCAGCUCUUUCUGCCGAACAUGAAGAACAAGCUGCUGUGGUUCUAUCAGGAGGUGGACGAACCGGAGCCACCGCCAGUUGUGGAUGCCAAUAAGCCAGGUCCAUCACGCUCGGCCUUGGCAUCGAGCAGUUCGAAAACACCCCAGGGUGGCGCCUCACCAAGUGGGCUGCCUGCGCCCAAACAUAAGAAGUUAUUCCUAACCGAUGGCUGGACCUGUGCCUUCACCGGCGUCUGUAUUUAUAUCUUUCGUGUGAAUACGUCCAAGCAGCUACCCGAGGAGGGAUUCCAAAAGGAUUUAUAUUGUGGCGUAAUCGAUGCCAAGAAUAUUGGACUAGUCACAUCGAUAGAACGCAUUGUGGAGUUUGUUUUCAUGCAGGCGCUGGCUUUUCCCAGCCUGGAGGGGGAUGAGGAAGACGUCAGCUGUGGCCUCAUCAAGGGUCAGCUUCUUCCUGGACUGCGCUCUUUCUGCAGUGCCUUGCGGGUUUGUGAACAGGUCUGCGAUCAUUACAAUGUCUUUGCCGAUGGCAAUGAUAUGUUCGAUGGCUGCCUUGUGGUCGAUGAGGUCAAGGACAUGGCCAAGAAUCAGGAGUUCUGCUCGCAGCUAGAAGAACGUGUCAACAAUUGGUCAAAGGGCAUACUUAAAAUACUCGGCGAAAGUGAACAGUUGCGCAAGGAGAAUGAUCACAGUGGUCCCCAGGAUGAGCUGGAGUAUUGGAAGAAACGUGGCGCCCAAUUCUCUCAGCUGCUAGCCCAUCUACAGGACAAGGAGGUCCAGUUCACUCUACAUUGUCUCUUUCUCGCCGGUUCACGCGUCAUGCGCCAAUGGAAGGAAACGGAUCGCAAAAUCACUUUCUGCUAUAACGAAGCUCGAGACAAUUCGAAAUUCAUACAGGCCAUGGAGACAUGCUGUCAUUCAUUAUAUUUGGACGAUCCUGUCAGCAUGAAAGAGUCCAUAUUGAGUCUGCUGCAGACGGUGCGACUCAUCUACAGUGUCUCACAAUUCUACAACACGUCUGAGCGAACAUCUGCUCUAAUGGUUAAGAUAACAAACCAAAUGAUUGAAACAUGCAAAUCCUACAUCACAUGUCGUUGCAAGGAAACAAUUUGGUCACAGGAUCGCAGCCUUAUUCGCACCAAACUGAGCAACUGUAUCAAGUUGAAUCAUAUAUAUCACGAGACCUAUUAUACAGUUAGAGAGCAACCCUUUUUGCCUCAUCAGACACCGUUUGGUUUUUCCGAGAACUUUGUUUUUGGCAAGUUCGAUACAUUCUGUGAGCGUCUAUCGAAAAUCAUCAAUAUGUUUAAUUUGAUUGACGAUUAUAAUCAUUUGUUUGAGCGUCGUUUGGAGGGUCUCUUGCUGGGCGAGGCUCUCGAGGAUGCCUCCAAUCAUUUCGAGGAGGCUAAAAAAGAGAUCAUCUCAAAGAAGUACGAUUACCUGGAUCAUCGAAAUGCCGAUUUCAAUGAUGACUUUGAUCGGUUCAUAAAUAAAACGGAUUCUUUAAAGGAUACGAUCGCCACGUUGAUCGAACGUGACUUUGACACAGUCUGGGAGACACCACAGUGCAUCCGUUUCUUGGUGCGCUUCGAGAAGGUUAGCGAGAAAAUUCCGUUGACACGAAUGGACGAGAAAUACACACGGAUUUUACGAUACGUAGAUAAGGAGGUGGAUCGCAUUUUGAAGACAUUUCGCAAACAACGUGACGAUCCACCCCUGGCACGUAAUUUUCCUCCCAUUGCGGGUCGCAUUCACUGGUGUCGUGCCCUGAAUUUGCACCUCACCGAGCUGAUGGAUGCGGUGAUGGAUCAUGGAGUGCUCAGUACACAACCCCUGGCCAGAGAUCUCGAUGUGCGAUUCAAUAAUGUGCUGGGCAUACUGCAGGAAUACGAGGAUGAGAUUGUUUCCAUUUGGUUGGAUCAGGAUAUUAGUGUGGCCGAUGCCUGUUUACUUCAGCCCCUGCUCUGUCUUCAGGGCGAUCGACUAUUUGUCAACUUGCAUCCCACGAUCCCCUUGCUCAUUCGGGAGGCCAAGAUGCUGGCUAAACUAAAUAUUGAGCUGCCCAUUGUGGCUGCCACGCUGAUGAGUCGUCAUCAGUAUUUCCUCACAAUACAGGACUCUUUAAAUAGUCUUAUCAAAAUGUUUCUGUCAACGGUGAAGGCUGUCAAGCUGGAGGUGCGUCCUCUGUUUCUGCCCCAGCUGGUUCGUCUGACAGCCAUGUUGAAACCGGGUCUGCAGAGCAUCAAUUGGACAAAUCAGAACUGGACACAAUUCUAUGAGCGCUGUAAGCAGGCCAUCGAAACAUUUGAGGUGCUUGUGGCCCGCGUCCAUGAUAUCUACUCCAAUCGCAUACUCAACGUUCUCAUGUGGAUGCAGGAUGUCUCACUGCAGAUUCUGCCAGCAGACGAUGAAAUCUGGACAGUUGAUGAAUUUCUGGAGCGUAGCGAGGAGGCUUGCAGAAAAGCUGCCAUUGAAUUGAAUCGUAAAAGUCAAAUGGUCUCCGAGGCGGUCGAAGAGGUUUUAAAUUUGGUGGACAAGGCAACGGAGACCUUUAAGGCGAUUGCUGGCGACGAUGUGGUCACCUUGUUCGAUGCCACCCCCAAAGGGGAACAAACCGGUUCCGGGGGACGCAAAGCGGAGGAUGGCGCUGCAGCUGGCUCAAACACCGGAGGAGGAGGCGGUGGAGGAGCUGCAGCUGGUUCAGGAGGAGGCGGAGGCGGAGGCGGAGGCGGAGGAGGAGGAGGAGGUCAACAACAGGACUGGAGUAUUUUAUGGUCAUGUUUUGAGAAUCCGCUAACGCUGCUCUCUACCUCAGAGAGUCUGCCCAAAGGCAUGCAAGACAUGGUUUGCAAUGCCGUCGUGGAAAUGCGACGUUACUACAGCCGCAAGGUCAUCGAUGUGCUGAUCAAGGUGAUUCGUGCGGCGUUGGACACGAUGCGGCGUCGGUUCAUCGCCGAUGAGCACGAGAUGGCGACCAAGAAGCCGAUCUUUGCUCUGCACGCGCAGCUGCAGAUACCCAAUGUGGUCAUCAAGCCGAGUCUGGACGAGCUGCAGGAUAUAUUGGUGACGGCUGGCAAGAAUAUCACGGGCAUUGCGAAGGGUGUGGCGCAAUGGACUAGCGGCAAGGAUCCGCCGCAAGUUUCGAUGACGGUGCAGCCGCGCGUCGGACGCAACCACACGGAUGCCUCAGGCGGUGCAAAGAAUCGACGCCGCAAGAUCUAUUGUCUGGCCUCCGAGGAGCGUCCCCAGAUGCCGCACAUGCUCAAGAGCUUCUACUCGGCCAUUAUGGACAACAAGGAAGUGGCCAAGGCACUCAAUCAACUCUCCAGCUGCACCAAAAAUGUCAAACCUGAAAUCCAAACCUAUAUCAAACGAUGGAAGCCCUAUCAUUUCCUCUGGAAAAACGAUCGCACUACGCGUCAACUCAUGGAAUUUGGUCUACAGCAAUUUGAAUCGACACUUCGCUGCUUGGCCGAGUUGGAUGCCAAUCUGCUCAUCGAACCGGACAUGGAGGUCUUUGGCCAAUGUGUGGCUGUGUAUAAUGAAAGGCUCAAGUAUGGUCUGGCCAUUGAGAUCAAGUCAUGCAACCAUAAAAUUGGCCAAGCCAUGAAGAAGAAGUAUAAGAAGGAAAUGGACUAUGUCUAUGCUGUGAUCAACGAAAUGGAUCGUAAACUCGACCGACCCAUUCGUGACCUGGACGAUGUACGUAUGAUAAUGGAAACGCUGGGCAAGAUACGUGAGCAGGAGGUGGACAUGGAGCUGCGCAUUGAUCCCAUAGAGGAAGCGUUUAAUGUACUCACCCGUUAUGAGGUGCAGGUGGAGCGGGAACAGUUUGAUUUGGUGGACAAUUUGCGAGCGACAUUUCAGAAUUUGUUGUCGGGAGCAUUGCAGGCACAGGUGAAGCUGCUGGACAUGCAGCCGGCGUUCCAGGGUGACUUGCGCAGCAAUCUAGACAACUUUAAGCAGGAUAAGAUUGCAUAUGUGACGGAAUAUCGCACAGCGGGACCCAUGCAGGCGGGUCUAACGCCGCGCGAGGCUUCCGAUCGUCUGAUAUUGUUCCAGAAUCGUUUUGAGGGCAUGUGGCGCCGUCUGCAGACGUACCAAAGCGGCGAGGAACUCUUCGGUCUGCCACAAACUGAUUAUCCAGAGCUGGGCCAAAUACGCAAGGAGCUUAAUCUGCUGCAGAAGCUAUAUAAGCUGUAUAAUGAUGUAAUUGAUAGGGUUAGCAGCUACUACGAUAUACCGUGGAAUGAGGUGGAUAUUGAGGAGAUUAACAACGAGUUGAUGGAGUUCCAAAAUCGUUGUCGCAAGCUCCCAAAGGGUCUCAAAGAAUGGCCCGCAUUUCACGCUCUGAAGAAGACCAUCGAUGACUUUAACGACAUGUGCCCAUUACUGGAGUUGAUGGCGAAUAAAGCCAUGAAGCCACGCCAUUGGCAGCGGAUCAUGGACGUUACUCGCUACAUCUUCGAGUUCGACUCGGAGGGUUUCUCGCUUAAGAACAUACUCGAGGCGCCGCUGCUCAAGCACAAAGAGGACAUCGAGGACAUUUGCAUCAGUGCCAUGAAGGAAAAGGAUAUCGAGGCGAAGCUGAAGCAGGUGACCAAUGAAUGGUCUGUCCAUGAGCUCCAGUUCAUGAGCUUCAACAAUCGCGGCGAGCUGUUGCUCCGUGGCGAUACCACAGCCGAGACAAUUGGCCAGCUGGAGGAUAGUUUAAUGGUCCUGGGAUCACUGCUAUCAAAUCGCUAUAAUGCGCCCUUUCGCAAACAAAUCCAGCAAUGGGUCUACGAUCUGUCCAACUCCAAUGAGAUACUGGAACGCUGGCUGCUCGUUCAAAAUAUGUGGGUCUAUCUCGAGGCUGUAUUCGUCGGCGGCGACAUUGCCAAACAGCUGCCCAAGGAGGCCAAACGUUUCUCCAAAAUCGACAAGUCCUGGCAGAAGAUCAUGCAGCGUGCCCAUGAGACUCCAGGUGUUGUGGCUUGUUGUGUGGGCGAUGAUCUGCUUAAGCAGCUGCUGCCUCACCUUCAGGAGCAGCUAGAAAUUUGUCAGAAAUCUUUAAGUGGUUAUCUAGAACGCAAACGCAUAAUGUUUCCGCGAUUCUUCUUCGUAUCGGAUCCAGCGCUGCUCGAGAUUCUUGGCCAAGGAUCCGAUUCGCAUACCAUACAAAAUCAUUUGCUAAAUAUAUUCGAUAACACCAAAUGCGUCAAAUUCCACGAUGUUGAAUACAACAAAAUGAUGGCGAUAAUAAGCAGCGAGGGUGAGAUGAUUCAACUGGAUCGUGCCAUUCGAGCCGAAGGUUCGGUCGAGACAUGGCUAACUCAAUUGCUGGUCACAGCACAGCAGUCACUGCAUUCGAUAAUUCGCACCGCAUAUGUGACAAUAAAUGAUCCGAAUUUCACGCUGCUAAGCUUCCUCGAGAAGGUGCCGGCUCAAAUCGGUUUAUUGGGUAUACAAAUGAUUUGGACACGAGAUGCAGAAAUGGCUCUGAUGCAGGCCAGACAUGAGAGGAAAGUCAUGUCCGAGACGAACAACAAAUUUCUUGAGAUGCUCAACACUCUCAUCGAUCAAACCACGCGAAAUCUAUCGAAACGAGAGCGUACCAACUUUGAAACUCUUAUUACCAUUCAUGUGCAUCAACGGGAUAUAUUUGAUAUACUGUGUCGCAUGAACAUCAAGUCAUCAAAUGACUUUGAGUGGCUAAAACAGUGUAGAUUCUACUUUAAAGAGGACUUGGACAAGACUUGGAUAUCUGUCACCGAUGUUACCUUCACCUAUCAGAACGAAUAUCUCGGAUGCACAGAUCGUUUGGUUAUUACACCCUUAACGGAUCGUUGCUACAUAACUCUGGCACAGGCGCUUACAUUGAGUAUGGGCGGUGCACCCUGCGGACCAGCGGGCACAGGGAAAACGGAAACUGUGAAGGAUAUGGGAAAGACGUUGGCCAAGUAUGUUGUCGUUUUUAAUUGCUCCGAUCAAAUGGAUUACAGGGGCUUGGGACGCAUCUAUAAAGGCCUGGCCCAGUCCGGCAGUUGGGGAUGUUUCGAUGAGUUCAAUCGCAUUGAGUUGCCCGUUCUGUCCGUGGCUGCCCAACAGGUUGCCGUUGUCCUCACUGCCAAAAAGGAGAAGAAAAAGACAUUCCUUUUCACCGAUGGCGACACCAUUGAAAUGAACCCCGAGUUUGGCAUUUUCAUAACCAUGAAUCCCGGUUAUGCUGGCCGUAAGGAGUUGCCGGAGAACUUAAAAAUCCAAUUUCGUACUGUGGCCAUGAUGGUGCCAGAUAGACAGAUUAUUAUCAGGGUUAAAUUGGCCAGUUGUGGAUUCUUGGAGAACAUUACACUCGCUCGCAAAUUCUAUACCCUGUACAAGCUGUGCGAGGAGCAGUUGACCAAACAGGUUCAUUAUGAUUUUGGUCUGAGAAAUAUAUUGUCCGUGCUACGCACUUUGGGAGCUGCCAAGCGCCGGAACUCUAAGGAUAGCGAGAGUACGAUUGUGAUGCGGGUCCUGCGCGACAUGAAUCUCUCCAAGCUCAUUGACGACGAUGAGCCACUUUUCAUAUCGCUCGUGUCGGACUUGUUUCCCAAUCAGACUCUCGAAAAGACCAUCUACCCUGAACUAGAGGCGGCGAUACUUCAACAAACGGAAGAGGCUAGUCUGGUCUACCAUCCUCCCUGGGUUCUAAAACUUAUACAGCUCUAUGAGACGCAGAAUGUGCGGCACGGCAUUAUGACUUUGGGCCCGAGUGGAGCGGGAAAAAGUACCUGUAUACACACGCUGAUGAAGGCCAUGACACAGAUGGGCGAUAGUCAUCGUGAGAUGCGAAUGAAUCCCAAGGCCAUAACAGCUGCUCAGAUGUUUGGACGACUCGAUGUGGCCACCAAUGAUUGGACCGAUGGCAUCUUCUCAGCGCUGUGGCGCAAGACGCUCAAGUUAAAGGCCGGAGAGCAUGUCUGGUUGGUCCUUGACGGACCCGUGGACAGCAUUUGGAUUGAGAACUUGAAUUCCGUGCUCGAUGAUAAUAAAACCUUAACUCUGGCCAAUGGCGAUCGUCUGACAAUGGCGCCCACAGUUAAAAUCAUAUUCGAACCACACAAUAUUGACAAUGCAUCGCCGGCAACGGUUUCCCGUAAUGGCAUGGUUUACAUGAGUUCCUCCGGCUUAGACUCGCGACCGAUUGUUCAGGCUUGGUUGAAGAAUCGCGCGCCAGGUGAGAAGACAACGUUCUCCCAUCUGUUCGACCAGACCUUUGUCGAGGUCUACAAUUGGGGAGUGCAGAAUGUAAAGCUGCAGAUGCCGGUACUCCAAUGCAACAUAGUACAACAGAUGCUUUUCAUACUCGAGGGAUUGAUACCCUGUAAAAAGGAUGAAGAGCAGGCUGUCAGCUUGUCCAGCAAGGAAAGUCAAGAUGCAGCAAAACGUUUUGAGCAUCAAAAACAGAUCGAAGAAGUGCGACGGCAAUCGAUUGGCAGUCAGAUUGUCGAAGAUCUGGCUGAAGAGAGUGCACCGGAGGAGAAGGAGGAUACCUGCACCACCGAGCACUUGCACCGCUUGUAUGUAUUUGCGCUGGCCUGGGGUCUGGGCGGGUAUCUCUCUACUAGCGAUCGGGUUAAGAUGAAUCUGUAUGUUAAGGAAACGUUUCCGCAAUUGGACUAUCCAAAGGGUAGUGCCCAUGAGAAUACAAUAUUUGACUUUUUCGUUUCUCCAACGGGCGUGUGGCAGUCGUGGAAGACGCUCGUCACACCCUACAUGUAUCCGGAGCUUUCCACACCGGACUAUUUAAGCAUUCUGGUGCCCAUUGUGGAUAAUGUGCGUAUCGACUAUCUGAUUGGAACAAUCGCCAAUCAGGAGCGCGCCGUGAUGGUCAUUGGCGAACAGGGCACGGGCAAAACCGUCAUUAUGAAGAACUUCAUGAAGAAAAUGAACAUUGAGACGUAUAUGGGAAGAUCAUUUAAUUUCUCAUCGGCAACCAGUCCGUAUCAGUUUCAGCGCACAAUCGAGAGCUAUGUGGAGAAGCGAGUUGGUGUCACCUUCGGGCCACCCGGUGGUCGCAAGCUGAUCGUCUUUAUUGAUGACAUCAAUUUGCCCGAAAUCAAUGAGUGGGGCGAUCAAGUAACCAACGAGAUUGUGCGCCAGUCCAUGGACAUGAAGGGCUUCUACAGUCUGGAGAAGCCAGGCGAUUUUACCACCAUUGUGGAUGUACAAUAUGUGGCGGCCAUGGGCCUCCCAGGAGGCGGACGCAACGAUAUACCAUCUCGGUUGAAGCGUCAGUUUUGUGUUUUCAAUUGCAACAUACCCGACAACGACUCCAUUGAUAAGAUCUUCCGCGUUAUCGGUGAGGGUCAUUACAAUACGAAGCGUGGCUUUGUGCCCGAAGUUCGCAAUCUGGUCAAGAAAUUGAUCCUGGUUACCCGUCACAUUUGGCAGCGUACACGUGAAAAACUUUUGCCUACGCCGGCGAAAUUCCACUACGUAUUCAGUUUGCGCGACUUGUCGCGUAUCUGGCAGGGCAUGGUUGGCACCUUAUCCACAGUGAUCACCUCGGAGAGCGUGCUCAUGUCGUUGUGGAAGCAUGAGUGCACGCGCGUCUUUGCCGAUCGUUUUACCACAUUCCAGGACAAGGAAUGGUUCGGCUCAGAGUUGGCCGCGCUAGUGCGCGAGGAGCUGGGCGAGUCCCAUUCCCAAAUGAUAAUACCGAAUCCGGUGUUUGUCGACUUCAUGAGGGAUGCCCCCGAGCCGACGGGCGAGGAGGGCGAGGACACUGAUAUGGAAUUGCCCAAGGUCUACGAACCGGUGAACUCUCAUAACUCGUAUGAAGCGCUACGCGAGCGUCUCGUCAUGUUUCUCGCCCAAUUUAAUGAGAUGGUGCGAGGAUCGGGAAUGGAUUUGGUUUUCUUCCCAGAUGCAAUGCUGCAUUUGGUGAAGAUCUCCCGCAUCAUUCGGCAUCCGAGAGGCAACGUCAUGCUGGUCGGGGUCGGCGGUUCUGGAAAGCAGUCGCUAACGAAAUUGGCAUCAUUCAUUGCUGGCUAUAAAACAUUCCAAAUUGCGUUGACGCGUUCGUACAAUGUGGCCAACUUUUUAGAGGACCUAAAGCUGCUCUAUCGCACCUGCGGCGUGCAGGGCAAGGGCACAACCUUUCUUUUCACUGACAUGGAUAUCAAAGAGGAAGGUUUCCUUGAGUAUCUCAAUAAUAUACUCUCGAGCGGCGUCAUAUCAAAUCUAUUCUCGCGCGAUGAGCAGGCCGAAAUCGUGCAGGAAUUGACGCCGGUCAUGAAACGUGAGAAUCAACGCAAAACAGCGACCCCGGAGAGUGUGAUGGAAUUCUUUUUGGCACGCACCUGCACCAAUUUGCAUGUGGCAUUCUGCUUCUCGCCAGUGGGUGAGACAUUCCGGUCGCGGGUGCAACGCUUUCCCGCCUUGGUCUCCGGCUGCACCAUCGACUGGCUGCAUCCGUGGCCCAAGGACGCAUUGGUCUCGGUUGCCAGACACUUUCUCAGCCACUUCGAGAUUGAGUGUACACCGGCCGUUAAGGAAGAGCUGGUUAAUGCGCUCGGCUCCAUUCAGGACAUUGUCGCCGAAACAUCGCAGGAAUAUUUCCAGCGAUUCCGUCGCGCCACUCACGUGACACCCAAGUCUUAUCUGAACUUCAUUGCCGGCUAUAAGAACAUUUACCAGCUGAAGCAGCAAGAGCUGCGCGAUGGUGUGGAGAAGAUGGAUACGGGUUUGGAGAAACUCAAAGAGGCUUCCGCCUCGGUUGAGAUCCUUAAGAAAGAUCUAGUCGUCAUGGAGGAAGAGCUUGUCGAAGCCUCCAAAAACGCCGAAUCUGUGCUAGUUGAGGUUACCGAGCGUGCAAUGCAAGCGGAGAUUGUCAAGAAUCAGGUGCUCAUCGUCAAGGACAAGGCCGAAGCUCUUGUCGCCUGCAUUGCCCACGAGAAAGCUCUCGCCGAGGAGAAACUUGAGGCGGCGAAGCCAGCUCUCGAGGAGGCAGAGAAUGCACUCAACACCAUUAAGCCUGCUCACAUUGCCACAGUGCGUAAGUUGGGCAGGCCACCGCAUCUCAUCAUGCGGAUCAUGGACUGCGUCUUGAUCUUGUUUAAGCGGAAACUGCAUCCCUGCAUUCCCGACUCGGGCACCCCGUGUCCCAAGCCCUCCUGGCAGGAGUCCCUCAAGAUGAUGGCCAGCGCCACGUUCCUGCUGCAGCUACAAAACUAUCCCAAGGACACCAUCAACGAUGAGAUGAUUGAUCUAUUGCAGCCCUAUUUCCGCAUGGAGGACUACAACAUGGACAUGGCACGUCGUGUGUGCGGAGAUGUUGCCGGUCUGCUCUCCUGGACCAAGGCCAUGUCCUUCUUUCACAGCGUCAACAAGGAGGUGCUGCCGCUCAAGGCGAAUCUUACGAUGCAGGAGGCGCGUCUCAAGCUUGCCAUGGACGACUUGGCUGGGGCCGAGGAGCAGCUGCGAGAGCGUGAGGACGCACUGCAAGCUGUCAAGGAUCAGUACGACAAGGCGGUUGGCGAAAAGCAACGUCUCAUGGAUGCGGCCAAUGUCUGUCUGCGCAAGAUGACGGCCGCCACGGCGCUCAUCAAUGGACUUUCGGAUGAGAAGCAUCGUUGGACAAACCAGAGCAAAGAGUUCAAAAUACAACUGGGCAAGCUGGUGGGCGAUGUUCUCCUGGCCACAGGAUUUCUCUCCUAUUGUGGCCCCUACAACCAGGAGUUUCGGGCCAAUCUCAUCAGAACUUGGAUGGGCAUCCUAAAGCAGAAGUCUAUUCCCUUUACAACUGGCCUGAAUAUCAUCAAUAUGCUUGUCGACUCCUCCACGGUGUCGGAGUGGACCCUGCAGGGUCUGCCCAAUGAUGACUUAUCCGUGCAGAAUGCUUUGAUAGCCACAAAGUCAAGCAGUUAUCCAUUGCUCGUUGAUCCGCAGACUCAGGGUAAGAUCUGGAUCAAGUGCAAGGAGGAUCGCAAUGAACUGCAGAUCACAUCGUUGAAUCACAAAUACUUUCGCACCCAUUUGGAGGAUUCACUGUCCCUGGGCAGGCCGCUGCUCAUCGAGGAUGUGGGCAUUGAUCUGGAUCCAGUUAUAGAUAAUGUCCUGGAGAAGAAUUUUAUAAAGUCGGGCAGCAUUGAAAAGGUCUUGGUUGGCGAUAAGGAAUGCGAUGUCAUGCCGGGAUUCAUGCUCUACAUCACCACAAAGUUGCCCAAUCCGGCUUUCAGUCCAGAGGUCAGUGCGAAAACCUCAAUCAUUGACUUUACGGUGACCAUGCGUGGCCUGGAGGAUCAGCUCUUGGGGCGUGUCAUACUCAUGGAGAAGUCUGACCUGGAGGCCGAGAGAGUUGCUCUCUUCGAGACUGUGAUGCAGAACCAGCGCAACAUGAAGGAGCUGGAAGCGAAUCUCCUCCUACGCUUGAGCUCAUCCCAGGGCUCAUUGGUGGACGACGAGGCGCUUAUCGAGGUGCUGCGUGUCACGAAAACCACCGCCGAGGAGGUCAACCAGAAGCUUAAAAUCUCCGAGGUAACCGAACGCAAGAUAAUGAAAGCACGCGAGGAAUUCCGUGCGGUGGCCAAGCGGGGCUCCAUACUGUACUUCCUGAUUGUGGAAAUGAGCAAUGUGAAUGCCAUGUAUCAGAAUUCCCUCAAGCAAUUCCUUGUCAUCUUCAACAACUCCAUUACCAAGUCGACCAAGUCCAGCAUCACCGAGGAGCGCAUCAAUAUCAUUUUACGCUAUCUUACCUACGAGGUCUACAAGUUCACCAAUCGCAGUCUCUACGAGAGGCACAAGCAGCUCUUCACCCUGAUGUUGGCCAUCAAGAUUGAUUACCACAAUGGUAACAUCAGUCACGAGGAGUUCUUGACCUUCAUCAAAGGUGGCGCCUCCUUGGAUUUGAAUGCUGUGACUCCCAAGCCUUUCCGUUGGAUUCUCGAUAUUACCUGGCUUAAUCUGGUGGAGAUCAGCAAGUUGGAGACCUUCUCCACAGUUCUGCAGAUCAUUGAGCUCAAUGAACGCGACUGGCGCAGUUGGUACGAGUGUGAGAAGCCCGAGAACGAGGAGAUUCCCUGUGGCUACAAUGCUCUACUCGACAGCUUCCGCAAGCUGUUGCUUAUAAGAUCCUGGUGUCCAGAUCGCACCAUUUCCCAGGCAAAAAAGUAUAUUGAAGAAUCACUGGGUCCUGAGUAUAGUGAAAUGCAAAUCCUGGAUCUGGAGGUCACUUGGGCAGAGUCCGAGCCCCGCACGCCUUUCGUUUGCCUGCUAUCCAUUGGCUCGGAUCCCACCACACAAAUUGGUGCUUUGGCCAAACAAAAGGGCAUCAUACUAAAGUCGGUUUCCAUGGGUCAAGGGCAGGAGUAUCAUGCUCGCAAAAUGAUCAUGGAGUCAAUGUCAAUUGGUGGUUGGGUGUUGCUACAGAAUGUUCAUCUAUCGCUGCCUUUCUGCUCGGAGGUUAUAGACAUGUUGGUGGAAACGGAGCACAUUGAUGAUACCUUCCGCAUGUGGGUCACAACGGAGCCGCACUCGGAGUUUCCCAUUGGGCUGCUUCAAAUGGCAAUCAAAUUCACGAACGAACCUCCACAGGGUAUACGUGCGAGUCUCAAGCGCAGCUAUCAGUCCUUCACGCAGGACUUUCUGGACUACACUUCCGCCACACAGUGGCCAUGUCUAUUGUAUACGGUUGCGUUUCUGCACACAAUCGUGCAGGAGCGUCGUAAGUUCGGCCCGCUCGGCUGGAAUAUACCCUAUGAAUUCAAUCAGGCAGACUUCGCAGCAAGUGUGCAGUUCAUACAGAAUCAUUUGGAUGAAAUGGAUCCCAAGAAGGGCGUCUCCUGGCAGACACUUGUCUACAUGAUUGGUGAGGUGCAAUACGGCGGACGUGUCACCGAUGACUUUGACAAGCGACUGCUGACCACAUUCACCUCUGUGUGGUUCUGCGAGCAGUUGCUAUCCACAGCCUUUGAGUUCUACAAGGGCUACAAAGUACCCAAUACCAAGAGUCUCCAGGGCUUUAUCGAUUACAUCAAUAGUUUGCCCGCAUACGACACUCCUGAAGUGUUUGGCUUGCAUUCCAAUGCCGACAUCACGUACCAGAUUAACUCGGCCAAAGGCAUACUGGACACCAUACUAAGUGUGCAGCCCAAAGAGGGAGGCGGAGGCGGUGGUGAGACAAGGGAGAGCAUCGUCUAUCAACUGGCGGAUGAUAUGCUUCGAAAGCUGCCGAUACAGUACAAUGCAUACGAGGUGCGUGAGAAUCUGACACGCAUGGGCAUUCUACUACCCAUGAACAUCUUUCUCAGGCAAGAAAUCGAUCGGAUGCAGCGCGUCAUCAAACGUGUCCACACGUGCCUCUGUGAUCUGAAGCUGGCCAUCGAUGGCACUAUUGUGAUGAGCCCGGCUCUUAAGGAGUCACUGGAUGCCAUGUAUGAUGCCCGCAUCCCAGAGACCUGGAUGAAGAUUUCAUGGGAGUCCACAACGCUUGGCUUUUGGUAUACGGAACUACUGGAGCGUAAUGCACAAUUUCGUACCUGGAUUUCCACAGAUCGACCAAAGGUUUUCUGGAUGACAGGCUUCUUUAAUCCACAAGGUUUUCUGACCGCCAUGCGGCAAGAGGUAACACGAGCACACAAAGGUUGGGCACUCGACUCGGUUGUGCUACAAAAUCAAAUAACGCGCUACAACAAGGAAGAUAUUACCGAGUAUCCCACGGAGGGUGUCUACGUGCACGGACUGUUCCUAGAAGGUGCUUCCCUGGACAGACGAAGCGGCAAGCUGAUUGAAUCAAAGAUGAAGGUGCUCUACGAACAAAUGCCAGUCAUUUAUAUCUAUGCCAUCAACACAACCGCCGGCAAGGAUCCCAAACUCUACGAGUGCCCAAUUUAUCGCAAACCGCAACGGACAGACCUAAAGUACGUUGGCUCCAUUGAUUUCGAGACCGACUUCAAUCCCAAGCAUUGGACACUGCGUGGCGUCGCGCUGCUCUGUGACAUCAAAUAAAUGUGUAGUCGCCCGCACCGCCCACAACAAAUGGCACCCAAGUACGCCACUUACUGGCCUAGCCAUUGUUUGCCAUCCUGUCAACUGUUGGACGUGCUCCGUCGUCUUGUAAUGGUGCUGUGAUAAUUAUCGUUUUCGUUUUUGGAACCUUAUGUCAGCUCUGGCUCCACUGUCUGUUAACUGUUAACAGUCUCUUGGACUCGUAUACUCGCAAUGCGUCAGAUAUUACAAGUUUAUUAAUUAUGCCCUCGAGUUAUUCAAGAGGCGUUUCCCUGUACAAGGGAACAUCCAUCGUCACCAUAAUUAGCUGUUAGCCAAUAUUUAGAAUUACGGUUAAGUGUUUUCGGGGCUUUAACAGGCUCCUCACUUCAAGUGCACUCUUAAGCCGAAAUAAAGGUUUCGUUUAGUAUUUGUUGACCUA
Messenger RNA from Drosophila innubila, 14653 nucleotides. It is a transcript of the gene Dhc1, whose product is annotated as dynein heavy chain 5, axonemal. Bases 1 to 14232 code for a protein of 4743 amino acids. Gene Ontology annotation, cellular component: dynein complex. Gene Ontology annotation, biological process: microtubule-based movement. Lineage: Eukaryota; Metazoa; Arthropoda; Insecta; Diptera; Drosophilidae. The transcript is spliced from 39 exons. The record is from RefSeq and is a predicted model, not a curated record. Gene Ontology annotation, molecular function: minus-end-directed microtubule motor activity; ATP hydrolysis activity; ATP binding.